AUGACAAAUCUUGAAAGACAGUUGCAGGAUAAAAAAUUUCUUCUCGUACUUGAUGAUGUGUGGAAUGAAGAACAUGGGAAGUGGGAGCGUUCAAGGGAUCGUCUGUUAAAAGUUGUUGGGAUUAAUCAUGGUAAUGCUGUUGUUGUGACGACUCGUCUUCCAUUAGUAGCAUCCAUAAUGGAGAAUCCUCCUGUGUUUAGGCAUGAACUGAAACAACUGUGUCAAAUGAUGAAUGAUGAUUUUGAGAUUGGAAAGGAGAAAUUGAUUCAGCUUUGGAUGGCUGAAGGGUUCCUUGGGCCAUCUCACGGAGAGAUGGAAGAUAUAGGUGCUAGAAAUCUUAAUGACUUGCUUGCACCCUCGUUUUUCCAAGAUUUCCAAACGGAUGAGCUUGGAAACUUGGUGACAAAAUCAGAGACAGUGAUUUGGGAGGCUGGUUCAUCUAUAGACGGUACAUUUCGUGCCCGACAUCUAAAUCUCCUUUCUUAUGACAGAGAUGAACCAGCAUUUCUAAAGGAUGGUGCUAGAAAAUUGCGUACACUAUUCUUAAGAUUCUUCAGCAAGUCUUGGGAAUUUAGAGGUUUGCGAAGUCUGACCUUGAAUGUUGCUUAUAUGACAGAGCUGCCAGAUUCAAUUUGCAGGCUGAAACAUUUGAGGUAUCUGGAUGUUUCACAAACAAAUAUCAAAGCAUUCCCGAAAUCCAUCACGAAGCUCUAUCAUUUGCAGACCUUAAGAUUCCGUAGAUGUUGGUUACUCGAAAAGCUUCCCAACAAAAUGGAGUAUUUGGUGAGCUUGAGACAUAUUGACUUUAGUCAUACGCCAGCUGCUGUUGGAUGCUUAACUGGUCUUAGAACACUGCCAUUCUUUGAAGUGGGUCAAGAUAAGGGCCACAAUAUUAAAGAGCUGGGAUGCUUGAAGGAACUAGGAGGGGAGUUGAGAAUAGUCAAUCUGGAGCAUGUCAGAGACAAAGAAGAAGCUAAGGGUGCAAGCCUGUUUGGAAAAACAAAGAUUAACACAUUGGUAUUGGUAUGGAGUUCAGAAAGAAAAAGCAGCAGCUCCAGCAUCAAUUACAAGGAUGUGUUGGAAGGCCUCCAGCCUCACCCAGACAUACGAAGCUUAGAGAUUGUGAAUUAUCAGGGUGAUGAAUUCCCACGAUGGCUGCCAAUACUCAAUAAUUUGGUGGUGCUGAAAUUGAAAGGCUCUGAAAAACUUCCCAAAGCAGGAAAUCUUCCUCAUCUUGAAAUUCUUGAGAUAGAAGGAAUGGAUGUUGUAGAGAAAAUAGGUAAGGAGUUUUAUAGUAGAGGUGGAAGCGGUACGGAUCCAAUAUUUCCAGCAUUAAAAGGAUUGUCUCUAGUGAAUAUGUGGAGUCUAGUGGAAUGGAUGAUACAUGCGACUGUAGCUGGUGGAGUACAGGUAGCAUUUCCUUGUCUCGAAGAGUUGUACAUGAGUUGGUGUCCGGAGUUAAGAAGCUGUGAUGCUUUGAGUCAUAUAUCUGGUGAAUUCCAUGCCUCUGUGACAUCUCUUAAAUAUUUAACCAUAUUGGGUUGUUCCUGUCUGACAUCCAUUCCAAGCCUUCAAAACUGCACAGCUCUGGAGGUAUUGUCUAUUUGUAAGUGCUACAACGUGGUGUCUAUUACUCUAGAAUUGCAUUCUCUUAAAAGUGUAUUCAUUGAUCGGUGUGGAAAAGCAACUGUUCGAGUUAGCUGGCCUCUGUCCCGUGCAAAUGUGAAGGAUUUGAAAGUCGAGGUCCGCAGGGAGCCUAUCUUCUUUUAUGACGAUGACUCUUUACAUGGAGGAGAAUUGUGGCCUUAUCGUCUUCAGUCACUAGUCAUUAGCUUUUGUAAUUGCUUCAACUCAGUUCCUAAUGGUUUAAAUAGAAGAUUGCAUUCUCUUAUUCAGUUAGAAAUCAGCUUCUGUCAGAAUUUAAGUCAUAUCCCGGAAGAUUUCUUUUGCGUUCUCAACCAACUGAAGGCAUUGAAAACUGGCAGUUUCUCAGAGGAGCUGGAGGCAUUUCCUGGAAUGAAUUCAAUCCACCACUUGGGUGGUUCCCUUGAAAAACUAAAGAUAUUUGGAUGGAAGAACCUAAAGAGUCUACCACGUCAACUUCAACACCUCACCUCCCUUGUGAAAUUAAGAUCUUUUAUUUUGACGGAGAGGAAUUUGACGAAGCAUUGCCAGACUGGUCGGCCAACCUUUCUUCUCUUCAAAGGUGUCCGCUUCUUCAGCAAAAUUGCUUCAAGGGCACAUUUCUUCCUUAUCAUUAAUAGUUACCUAAGAGAAAAUACGGCUGAGGAGAUUUUGAAGAGGGUUGGUUCACUUGCUGCAGCUCGUGCAGCUCAGGGGAUCAGUAUUGCAUGGGGAUUUAAGGGAGAGCUGGAAAAGCUGAUGUCGAAAUUGAUCAUGAUUCAAGCAGUGCUACAAGAUAAGGUUCGAGACACAGCUUACCAAGCUGAAGUUGUGCCGGAUGAGCUUGGUUAUGAUAUUAUUCAACGGCAGCUAGAGACUCGAGACAGUAUGAAAGGGAAGGCAUGUAGCUUCUUCUCUCUCUCCAACCCAAUAGCAUUUGGUCUGAGGUUGACCCAAGAACUUCAAAAGAUCGAUGAGUGCUUUGAUACUCUUUUCUUUGUCCUCUCAGAAGUUGUCGAAGGAAGAGGUGAUGAUGUCUCUAAAAUUAUUAACUUGUCGAUUCGUUCUUGCAGCCAACGAGUUCUUUCUGUCAGUCCUAUAGUGGGAAUGGCCGGGCUCGGAAAGACUACUGUAGCAAAAAUGUGCAUGGUGCACCGAGAAGUUAAAGACAGAAAACUUUUUGAUGUAACAUUUUGGAUUUGUGUUUCUGAUAGUUUUGACGAUGAAAGCAUUUUACGAGAAAUGCUGCUAACUCUUGAUAAAAACACUCAUAGAAUAACUGGAAUGGAUGCAAUAAUGACACAUCUUCGAGAAGAGUUAGAGACUAAAACAUUUCUUCUUAUACUUGAUGAUGUGUGGAACGAAGAACAUGGGAAGUGGGAGAUUUUAAGGGAUUGUCUAUUAAAAAUUAGUGGAAAUAAUAGGAAUGUUGUUGUUGUUACUACUCGUAGUAGACUAACAGCAUCAAUAAUGGAGAGUCAGUCGACUGCAUGUAGUCAUGAGCUGAAACAACUAUCAAAUAAUGAAUAUUGGUCAAUUAUUAGUGAAAUAGUGUCCAGAAAUGGAGAGUCUAUUCCUUCAGAAUUGGAGGCUAUCGGAAUAGAUAUUGCAAAAAAGUGUGGAGGGGUGCCUGUAGUUGCUAGAGUUUUAGGUAGUAUGUUGUUUUGUGAAAAGGACAAGGAUAAAUGGAGUUCAAUAAGAGACAGUGAUGCUGUUGAGAUGUCAAGAAACUAUAUCAAAGUUUUACAAAUAUUGAAAUUAAGUUUCGAUCAUUUGCCUUCUGCUUCUCUGCAACGCUGUUUUUCUUAUUGUUCUAUUUUUCCUAAAGAUUUUGAGAUUGAAAAGGAAAAACUGAUUCAGCUUUGGAUGGCUGAAGGGUUGCUUGGGUCAUCUGUUCAUUGGGAGAUGGAAGAUGAAGGAGAUAGAAACUUUAAUGUCCUGCUUGCACGUUCGUUUUUCCAAGAUUUCCAAACGGAUGAGCUUGGGAAUGUAAUCUGUUGCAAGAUGCCCAAUCUUGCGCACGAUCUAGCUUUGAUGGUGACAAAAUCGGAGACAGUGAUUCAGAAGCCUGGCUCAGCUAUAGACGGUACAUUUUUCAGACAUCUAAAUCUCAUUUCUUCUGAUGAGAGAAAUGAACCAGCAUUUCUAAUGUAUGGUGGUAGAAAAUUGCGUACAUUAUUCUCAACAUUCCUCAACAAGUCUUGGGAUUUUAGAGGUUUGCGAAGUCUGACCUUGAAUGAUGCUCGUAUGACUGAAUUGCCAGAUUCAAUUUGCAGGCUGAAACAUUUGAGGUAUCUCGACAUUUCACGAACAGAAAUCAAAGCGCUUCCAAGAUCCAUCACGAAGCUCUAUCAUUUGCAAACCUUAAGAUUCAGCGACUGCGGGUUACUCAUAAAGCUUCCCAACAAAAUGGAAUAUUUGGUGAGCUUGAGACAUAUGGAUUUUAGUCAUAUGCCAGCUGAUGUUGGAUGCUUAACUGGUCUUCGAUCACUGCCAUUCUUUGAAGUGGGUCAGGAUAAGGGCCACAAAAUUGAAGAACUGGGAUGCUUGAAGGAACUUAGAGGGAGGUUGAGAAUAGUCAAUCUGGAGCAUGUCAGAGACAAAGAAGAAGCCAAGGGAGCAAACCUGUCUGGAAAAGAAAAUAUUAACACAUUGGUAUUGGUAUGGAGUUCAGAAAGAGAAAGCAGCAGCUCCAGCAUCAAUUACAAGGAUGUGUUGGAAGGCCUCCAGCCUCACCCAGACAUACGUAGCAUAGAGAUUGAGAAUUAUCAGGGUGAUGAAUUCCCACCAUGGUUUUUGAUGCCAAUACUCAAUAAUUUGGUGGUGCUGAAAUUGAAAGGCUGCAAAAAACUUCCUCCAGCAGGACAUCCUUCUCAUCUUAAAAUUCUUGAGAUAGAAGGAAUGGAUGUUGUGGAGAUAAUAGGUGAGGAGUUUUAUAGCAGUGGUGAAAUGGAAGUAGCAUUUCCUUGCCUGGAAGAGUUUAACAUUAAUAGGUGUCCCAAGUUAGAAAGCAUUCCAUCCGUGAGCCAUCUUUCAUCAAAACUUGUGAGAUUGACAAUCAGAGACUGUGAUGCAUUGAGUCAUAUAUCUGGCGACUUCCAAGCCUCUGCGACAUCUCUUAAAUAUUUAACCAUAAGGCGUUGUUCCAAUCUGUCAUCCAUUCCAAGCCUUCAAAGCUGCAUAGCUCUGGAGGCAUUGUCUAUUUCUACGUGCUACAAUCUGGUAUCGCCUAUUAUUCUAGAAUCGCGUUCUCUUACAAGUGUAUUCAUUGGUUGGUGUGGAAAAGCAAGUGUUCGAAUUAGUUGGCCACCAUCCUACGCAAAUAUGAAGGAAUUGAACAUCGAGAUCUGCGGGGAGAUUAUCUUCUUUGAUGAUUCACGUGGAGGAGAAGUGUGGCCUUCUCGUUUUCAAUGACUAGUCAUUAGAUGCUGUGAUCAAUUCAAGUCAGUUCCUGAUGGUUUAAAAAGAAGACUGCAUUCUCUUGUUCGAUUAGAUAUCAGCUGGUGUCGAAAUUUAAGUCAUAUUCUGGAAGAUUUCUUUCGCGGCCUCAACCAAUUGAAGGGAUUGAAAAUUGGUGGUUUCUCGCAGGAAUUGGAGGUAUUUCCUGGAAUGGAUUCAAUCCAACACCUAAGUGGCUCCCUUGAAGAGCUUAAGAUAAUUGGGUGGAAGAAACUGAAGAGUCUACCACAUCAACUUCAACACCUCACCUCCCUUACGAAAUUAAAGACCUAUGGUUUCAACGGAGAGGGAUUUGAGGAAGCAUUGCCAGAUUGGUUGGCCAACCUUUCUUCUCUUCAAGAGCUUACAAUUUGGGAAUGUCAGAAUCCCAAGUAUCUGCCAAGUUCAACAGCCAUGCAACGCCUCUCCAAACUAACACGUCUGAUAAUUAGGAGCUGUUCGCUUUUGAAGCGAAAUUGCACAGAGGGCAGUGGGUCUGAGUGGCCCAAGAUUUCUCAUAGCCCACCUAUCGAUUUACCAUAGUGAGGAAUAAGCGCAACUCACCCAAUUAAAUAAAUAGCAAGGGAGCACAAUCUUACUACCAAUUUCCUCAGAAACGGCAGAUGAAGAUCUAGUGCAAAAGAAACAAGGGCUCGGUGCUGCGCAGCCAGCCCCUCGCUUUGAUUUUUGACAGUAUAUUUUAAGGAGAAACACAGUUUCUUGUUCAGUCAACCAAACAAGCGCGGUUCAUUUCACGAGCAACCGAUCAAGAAACCUUCAAUUGUGCAUCCCUCUGACAUUUUAAGGAAACGUCUCAGCCUGUAUAAGGGUUUAAUCAUCUGGGGUUUUUUGAUUGCACAGAAUAGUUUGGAAGCUUCUGGUGGACCAAAUGGUGGAAGAUGGUCUUUUAUGGUGAUCCUUUAUGAGAUGGAUUACUAGCCCAACCAGACGAAAGCAUUUCGAGGCUGGCAAGGACAAGGGGAAGAGCCUGAUGUAGGGGACUCGGACUGGAUAAAGCAAGAGCAGCUUUUUGUUAGGGUAGCUGAAAGAAGGAGACCAGAACUAGAUGCCAAAGAAGCCCAAAAAUCAGGCCUAUGUUUUCAGAAAUGCGAGUUGGAAAAGGAGGAGAUACGUGCAAUUCUUUUGAGUUUUGCUGAACCAGUUCUUAUUGUGGGAUUAUGUGGACAAAGAAACAAUGCUGCCAAGUAACUCUAGCAACUCAGAGAUUCAGUGUGAUGAAGGAUUUGCUGCUCUUAUUUGAAACAACUUCUGAUUUGAUUGCUCACUAAGCUGGUUUUUUUUUUGCAUAAGAAGCAGAAGAAUAGAGGUUCAUGCACGGAUGCGCAUUGCUUCAUUUG
Molecule: messenger RNA, 6419 nt
Organism: Populus euphratica (Euphrates poplar)
Lineage: Eukaryota; Viridiplantae; Streptophyta; Magnoliopsida; Malpighiales; Salicaceae
Product: putative disease resistance protein RGA1
Molecular function (GO): ADP binding
Source: RefSeq, a predicted model, not a curated record